AGUGCGUAGGGAACUAUUUGGGACACACCCGCUGUCUCUACGUGUGACUUGAUAUCCCUCCGCCUGGCCUCGACGUCACUUCAAGUUGCGGCUAUUAGAGGCAAUGCUAGCUCUCUGCUGUCUGCUUUAGCUUUAGUUUAGCAUGUUAUUAUUAGUUGAAUAAAUGACCGCGGUAUACCGGUUAUCACCCGCGAUCAUCGAGCUUUAUUUAUACGGUUCGGCGGAGGAAAUGUCAGCGCGGUUAUUUAAUCUCUGAGGCCUCGCCGCUUUUUCCAGGUUAGCUUAGUUUAGCUUGGUUAGCUUAGCUGCUUUGCUAAAGGUGUGAACAUUUCGACAGCUGGAGGAAAACACAACACGUGACGAUGAAUGGCCUGUCCGUCGGCGAGCUCUGCGGUCUCUUCUGCUGCCCGCCGUGCCCGAGCCGCAUCGCCGCUAAGCUCGCCUUCCUGCCACCCGAGCCCACGUACGCCCUCCUCCCGGACUCGGAGACGGGCACGGUGCCCACCGGUUCCUCUUCGGCGCCCGGUCUGCGCUCCCGAGUAGGUGGAGCUCCCGCCGGGGCCGGAGGAGGCGGCGGCGGCGGCGGAGGAGGAGGAGGGGGAGGAGGAGGGGGAGGAGAGGGGCGCUGGAAGCUCCAGCUCACCGAACGAGCCGAAUUUCAAUAUUCUCAGAGGGAGCUCGAUGCCACCGAAGUGUUCCUGACGUGCUCGGUACGAGGGAACCGCGUGGGCUGCAUGUACAUACGCUGCGCUCCCACGGCAAGGUUCACCGUGCUCUUUUCCCACGGUAACGCCGUGGACCUGGGGCAGAUGAGCAGUUUCUACAUCGGCCUGGGGACCCGGAUCAACUGCAACAUUUUCUCCUACGACUACUCGGGCUACGGCGUGAGCACCGGCAAACCGUCCGAGAAGAACCUGUACGCGGACAUCGACGCGGCGUGGCAGGCCCUACGCACGCGGUACGGCAUCAGCCCGGAGAACAUCAUCCUGUACGGGCAGAGCAUCGGCACGGUGCCCACGGUGGACCUGGCGUCACGGUACGAGUGCGCGGCCGUAAUACUGCACUCGCCCCUCACCUCGGGGAUGAGAGUCGCCUUCCCUGAUACCAAGAAGACCUACUGCUUCGAUGCUUUCCCCAAUAUAGAGAAGGUGUCCAAGAUCACGUCCCCGGUGUUGAUCAUCCACGGGACGGAGGACGAGGUGAUCGACUUCUCUCACGGCCUGGCCCUGUACGAGCGCUGCCCCAAAGCCGUCGAGCCCCUCUGGGUGGAGGGAGCCGGACACAACGACAUCGAGCUGUACAGCCAGUACCUGGAGCGUCUGCGCAGGUUUAUCGGCCAAGAACUGGCAACCCAGCACACCUGAGGACCUCGAGCGCUCACCUCUGUUUAUCUUUCUCUUCCUCUCUCCAUUAUACGUUAUUUUUCUUUCUUUCUGUGGCCGCUGUUACACUAGCUGAGGGUUCCUGGCUGAUCUUUAGAGACGAUUUGUUGUUUACGUAUCCCGAUUCAUUUAUUAAUUUAUUCACAAUCCGCCCAGACGUCGUCUUACGUCCAGUAUCACACGUACUGACCUGCUUUUCUCCUCGACUCCUCAGGCAGCUACAAAUUGGACGUAAAAAGAAGCAUUUUGAUUUUUUAAAAGCUGUAAAAUCUCUCAAAUGUUUAUUUAUUAUAAGGGCUAACAAAUAAGAAAAAAUAUUUAAGCUGUUCUAAAAUAAUUACAGAAUUUAAUCUCUGAAAUGCAGUUUUUUGACUUUUCUAGCUCGACUGUGACGUUUUUAAGCACUGCCGAAAACCUGGAGCGUGCACGAGCGAUGUCCAGCGAUUUCGGAGCCACUCAGAACCUCCUCGUGUAAUAAACUGUGAACGUUCUGAGCUGGGAAUCUUACCAGUUGGGAGGUUUUUGGCUCCGAAAAAUUGCUGUACACCUGUAGGGGGCGUUAGAGUGUAUGUCUGGCAAUUCCACAGAUUUCUGCAGCCGUUCUUUUACUGUGGCUGAAUAAAUGGAACACGCAUUAAAAUUAUUAUUAUUAUUAUUUUUUUAAACGUAAUAUGACACGAUCUGCCGCGUCUGAAACAUACACACAUCAGCAUCAACUAUUUAAUCCCAUGGUGAUGAAGCUUGCUCGACUGUGGACAGGGACUCCUGCACCCCAGCAGCUUUUAAUCCCAUGGUGAUGAAGCUUGCUCGACUGUGGACAGGGACUCCUGCACCCCAGCAGCUCUUAAUCCCAUGGUGAUGAAGCUUGCUCGGCCGUGGACAGGGACUCCUGCACCCCAGCAGCUCUUAAUCCCAUGGUGAUGAAGCUUGCUCGGCCGUGGACAGGGACUCCUGCACCCCAGCAGCUCUUAAUCCCAUGGUGAUGAAGCUUGCUCGGCCGUGGACAGGGACUCUUGCCCCCCAGCAGCUGUUAAUCCCAUGGUGAUGAAGCUUGCUCGGCCGUGGACAGGGACUCCUGCCCCCCAGCAGCUGUUAAUCCCAUGGUGAUGAAGCUUGCUCGGCCGUGGACAGGGACUCCUGCCCCCCAGCAGCUCUUAAUCCCAUGGUGAUGAAGCUUGCUCGGCCGUGGACAGGGACUCCUGCACCCCGGCAGCCUGUGAUUCAUACCCAGCGGUUGUAUUUGGCCCGACCCCCACUCCGUGUUGUUUAAUAAUGGGUGCACUCAAGCUAACCCUAUUUAUAUGGGCACAGAGACGUCAGCAGCUGUAGUCGGACGAUUGAAGGACGUUCUACGUCACCGAACGAAUCGUCUGAGCUGCUGUGUGUAUGUUUUGACACUGCAGAUUUUCGGUUUGGGUUCGAGUGCUUCACACACACACACACACACACACACACACACGGUCGUGGAAAUGUCCCUUACGAGUGUGUGAGAACAUUAGGCAGCUAUACAGCUAGUGUAACACUGGCCUUUUCAUCUCACACUCCUCUCCUGGAGCUUUCUUUUUCCACCUCUUUCUUUUUCCCCACCUAUUUGUUUUACCACCUCUUUCCAUCCCUCCAGCGAGAGUGAGAUAAUAAACCGGGCGUGUCCGUA
Messenger RNA from Trichomycterus rosablanca, 3036 nucleotides. RefSeq names its product abhydrolase domain containing 17A, depalmitoylase b (gene abhd17ab). Lineage: Eukaryota; Metazoa; Chordata; Actinopteri; Siluriformes; Trichomycteridae. Gene Ontology annotation, biological process: regulation of postsynapse organization; protein depalmitoylation. The record is from RefSeq and is a predicted model, not a curated record. The coding region runs from base 363 to 1364 and encodes 333 amino acids. The transcript is spliced from 5 exons. Gene Ontology annotation, molecular function: palmitoyl-(protein) hydrolase activity. Gene Ontology annotation, cellular component: endosome membrane; plasma membrane.